Molecule: messenger RNA, 807 nt
Organism: Symbiodinium necroappetens
Lineage: Eukaryota; Dinophyceae; Suessiales; Symbiodiniaceae
Source: the annotation of a GenBank genome assembly
AUGGGGGUGCCUUCGCGAGAGUUCUCCGUGCCCGCGGCCGCCAAGACGGACGUCUGCGAGUAUGCGAUAAAGAUCGUGGAGAAGAAAUUUAUCCAGGUUCAAAAUCGUGGCAACCGAGUGAUCACCGAGCGCCUGAUGCUCGCGAAGAUGGACCAUCCAAAAAUUGUGCGGCUGUAUUUCGCCUUCCAGGACCUGUGGUCCCUGUACUUUGGCUUGGAACCUGUCUUGGGUGGUGACCUAGCCACACAAAUAGAGCGAAUGGGCACCUGCUCCUGGGAGUUCACACGCUUUUACACUGCGGAGAUCAUCGACAUACUCUCGUACCUCCGCCAGUGUCGGGUGGCACAUCGAGAUCUCAAGCCGGAAAACUUGCUUCUGACCUCGGAAGGUCACUUGAAGCUGGUAGACUUCGAUGCGGCCAUGCAGGUGCCAGAGCCAGACGAGGGCGAGGGCGAUGCAGCUGCCGGCCGACCUUGCGGAGGAGAGUUCCCUCCGGCCGAGAGCUUUGUGGGCACUGCGCUGUAUGUCGCUCCAGAGGUCCUUCUCGGUACGGCAAAGCCCCAGCAGGCGUUUGGUUUGGAUGUCUGGGCUUUGGGAUGCAUUGUCUAUUUGAUGACUGUCGGGAGAACACCAUUCCACGCAGAGUCAGAAUACCUGGUUUUCCAGCGUGUGCAAACCCUCGACUAUGCAUGCCCUCCACGGGUGUGGAAGAAGGCUCGACAGUUCAUCGAGGGCCUGUUGCAGCUCGCACCGCAGCAGCGGCUCGGUGUGUGCCAGGAGGGUGUGGCUGACCUUGCAGCAGCAUGA